Molecule: messenger RNA, 1282 nt
Organism: Sinocyclocheilus grahami
Lineage: Eukaryota; Metazoa; Chordata; Actinopteri; Cypriniformes; Cyprinidae
Exons: 11
Molecular function (GO): RNA binding
Source: RefSeq, a predicted model, not a curated record
AUGAACGAGAGAGAGAGACGAACAAAGCGUUCGAAUGUGCCUUCGGUGGUUUGUUUUUCCCGUUUGCCUCCCGGGGAGGGCGUCGAGGCUGAAGUGCUGGAGCUUGCAGGCAUGUUUGGUGAGGUGUUGCAGUCAAAGUUCUCUGACUGUAAGGCCUUGAUAGAGAUGGUUGACUGGCAUGAUGCCGACAUCAUGGUGAAGUAUUACUACAGUAACCCUCUGAGGAUUCAGGGCAAAAGUGUCAAAGUGACCAUGACGCACAUCACAAGCCUGAGAGAAAACAGUCCUCCGCCUGUGAGCAGAAAAUCUGACUCCAGCAAAUACAGCAGACAAAGAGAGGAGUCCACGUCUAGCAACAAGGACAAAAGCGACAGCUCAAACCAAGAAACCACAGAGAAAGAAGACGAGGUGCUGGAUGAAGAGGAGGGUGAACAAGCGAUGCUUCACGAGAGAAGAGAUGAGGAGGAAGAAAAGAAGGAAGAGGAAGAAAAGCUGGAAGAGGAGAACCCUAACGCUGCUGAGGAGGAGAAUAGAGAGGGAGGUUCAAAGCAGAAUCAAGAGGAAGAGCGUGAUUUGGAUGAUGCAGAAUUUCCAGAAAACAUUGAAGAUUUCGUUACAUUAGAUGAGCUGGACAACAAUGCAGGAGACUCCACUGUGCCAAAGGAUUGUAAAGUAGUGGUGGUGUGGCCUGUAAAGAAGACCCCGGACUUGAUGAAGGAUCUUUACAGUCUGUCUGCACCCUUUGGCAGCAUGGUCAAGCAUUUAUCCACGUUCAAGCAGGAGGCUAUGAUUGAGCUGGAAACGGCUGAAAAAGCCCAAGAAAUGGUGCAGUUCUACAGCGAUCACAAGGCAACGAUAUGCGGCAGGCCGGUGUCUGUUUCCAUGUGCCUCACCAUGAAAACAAUAGAGAGCCCUAGCGGGAGGUCCGUUUUCAUCAGCUCUCUUCCCAACCAGAGGUACCUGCGACAGAAAUACACACACAAAUCCCUCUUCAAGCUGACUAAGCCUUUUGGGAGACUGACUGGCUAUUCUCUGCACAGGUAUCAAGGAACGUGUUACAUGCAACUGGAAAGUACGAAGGCAGCUGAAAAAAUGGUUGCGCAGUACAAUCGGCGGUCUUGCAGAUUUUGGGGGUCGGUGCUGAAGAUAGUCAUGUGCAAGAAAGGGGACUCUCUGAUUCGCUGGAGAUACCCUGAAAAGGCAGAAGAGAGAGAGUCAAAAAAGGACACAAAAGAAAUUAAACCAAGCACUGAAAGGACAGAAAAUGACCGGGUAAUCAAGA